This is a messenger RNA of Candidozyma auris, 1194 nucleotides long. It is a transcript of the gene SHE3, whose product is annotated as She3p. Bases 1 to 1194 code for a protein of 397 amino acids. Lineage: Eukaryota; Fungi; Ascomycota; Pichiomycetes; Serinales; Metschnikowiaceae. The record is from RefSeq and is a predicted model, not a curated record. Gene Ontology annotation, biological process: mRNA transport; endoplasmic reticulum inheritance. The transcript has a single exon.
AUGGAGAGUCCUACAAAGAAGUCCACGUCCAGAGUCAUCGAGCAGCUCCAGCAUGAAAUCGACAAAUUGAAGAGCGAGUUGGAAGGCUUGAGAGAGUCGAAUCAACUGUACAAGAAAAGAUACGACUUGUUAAGCAAGAAGAACGACUCUCUAGUGGAUCAGUUAGCAAAUGCCAAACACGAGAACGACAUGAUUGGGGCGCUUUUGAAAAGAAAAGAGCGUCGUAUAGCCGACUUGGAAGAGGAGUUCAACGACGUGCACUCGUCGAACGAGAAUUUGAAACUAGCCAAUAAGAACUUAAAAAUCAGGUGUGACAACUUGCAAGAGUCUCUGGCCACGUCCACGGCCGAGCACGAGCGGUUGAAGAUCGCCUACGACGCCUUGAUCGCAUCUCAGCACGAGUAUAAGCGCCACUAUCAACAGGAGAUGGACGGGCUCUACCGCCUGUUUGAAGUCUACAAGAAGGAACUGGCGAGAACCAUUGACGACUUGUCGGCAAAGUUGGAUAGUAACGAUAAGGAUUACGACACUUUGCUUGAAAGUCUCACCGCCAAACGGAAGUCUAUGGAUAACAUCAAUGUGAAUAAGAACAAGGCCAUUUUGCUGCUCUUGGUUUCGCUUGCAAAAGCAGCCAAGGUGCACGGGGAGGAGUCGAAGGAAAUUUUACUGGAGAACGUCGAUGUGGUUUCCUCUCUCAAGGAGAAGUAUCCUGACUUGAAGGAGAAAAUUAAAGAAAGAGAGAAGAUCGAUGUGGAUAUAGAGAGCAUCUUGCUGACGGCCAGCGAGAGUUUAAGCACCUCAUUCGGCGAUAUCGAUAUCGAUGGUAAACCUUCUGGCCAACGCAAUGCGUCUCUGAGAAGAAGAAGAGGCAACACCAGCAGCAGUAACAACAAGAGAAAUUCAAUGAGGCUCGACUCUCCGGAGCCAGGCACCACCAUUGCUCUUCCCAAGCAAAGAUACACCCUGUCUUCAGGAAGCCGAAACAUGAGCUCUUCUGGCAACUCCCAAAGCCGUUCGGGAAGCAGAAGCAACAGAAACUCGCAGAUCUUCCCCAACGAUAACAACAACCAACAUACCCCGAAUAAGAAUAAGAGGAGGCUGUUUUACGGUGGCAGCAGUAAUUUCAACAGCGGUGGUUUCGACUCGAAUAGAAAGACCCUGCGCAAGGUCUCGUCAGAAACUGCCAAGGCCUAA